AAAAUGGUCAUAUAAGGAAAAUAAAGAAAAGUUAAAUGAAAACCUAAGAAAAUAAAAGAUGCCACCAAAAUUUGUACGAGUUCCUGGCAGGAAUGAUAUCAAUAAUUCCAGAGAUGUAGAAAGACAAAAUUUACUGGCCGGUGAUUCCGAUGAUGAAGAUUUCUUUUACAAAGGUCCUAAUGUGAAUACAGGAAGUUUACGGGGUGAUCCCGCUAUGGACAGGUUAAGAAAUCAAGUGAGUGAUGUGGUUGGUGUAAUGAAAGACAAUGUGGGUAAAGUUAUAGAUCGUGGAGACAGACUGGAAGAUCUUCAAGAUAAAUCAGACAACUUGGCCAGUAAUUCAGACAUGUUCCGAUCUCGAGCUAAAAGUUUACACAAAACCAUGUACUGGAAGAACUGUAGGAUGAAGUUGAUCCUGGCUAUGAUAAUUAUAAUCUUAUUAGGCAUUGUAAUCAUUCCAAUUAUUGUACAUUACCAGCAAUAAAAUUACCUACAGAUCUCAGAGGUGAACUGGUUGUGGUCUGAAUAUCAGUGUUGUAAACUGUCAAUCAUCUGGAUUAGAAUACACCCACAUCAUUGCUCUCAUCAACCAUGCUGUCCAUCAUUGGGAUUAGGACACACCUACAUUAACUUACCUUAUCAAAUUGAAAAGACAAAGUCGAUAAUCUCGAUGAAGACGCUCCCUUCAUAUCUUCUCUCAUCAACACAAAUAAAGUGGUUUGGUUGUAGUUUGCGUUAUCAGUAUUGUAAAGCUGUCAAUCAUCUGGAUUAGGACACACCCACUUCAACAUCCAUGAAUAUCAAAACCUGAAAAGAAUAAGGGAUCCUUGUUUAGAUGCUGUUUUAAUUUCAACAAUCUAAUGCAAUAUAUUAGCUUUUUAUUUAUAUUUGGCGUAUGUCUAUAAAGCUUCAACAUUUACUUGUAUUUAUUAUUUUUUGCAAAUUUUCAUAAUUUUGUAUAUUAAGAAAUUUAUUAAUUCCUAUGGAAUUUAUUCAGAAAAGAAUUUAAUGGAAUACCAAGCCUUAUUUCAGAUUUUUUCAGUUAAUGCUUGGUUUAUGUAUUAAAGUGAUUGUAAAGAGGUUUUCUAAAUUUGUAUGUAUAUAGGGGACUCUGAUAUCAUCAAUUUGCACCAUUCCAAUUUUCAAUCAGACGUCAGUGGUUCUUGAAAUUCCACAAAAAAAUAAGUGUUUGAUGAUGUCACUAAUUGUGAAGUUGCUUUUUCACUAAAACACUUCGGGAUUAAUAUUGCCAUCAAACACUUAUUUUUAGUUUUAUUUUGCAUGAAUACAUGAUAUCAAUACCCCCAAUUUCAAUAAAAGAUAUCUUAAAUAGAGAAAAAAAAAUUGUGAUUUUAGUCUUAUAUUAAAUUUCUUAAUUAAAGCCUAUAAUGAAUGUUGAAUUUUGUGUAUAGUACAGCAAAGAUAUUGACACAUCUGGGAUGAACUCGAAUCAGUAACUCCAGUAAUCCACUUUAUUUUUUAGGAAGAAUUAAAAGAAAUUGAAGCUAAACAGGUCAAUCUCUUCUGCACAUAACUACUUACACUACCUAAAAAUUAGAAAUAUUAAAACAGAACCUGAAACAUGUUGUAUAGAACUUAGCAUAAAGAAAUUCAGAGUUUUGAUUCGAACCCAGAUUUGCCAAUAUCUACUAGAAAGUAUUGUGUGUGUUUAUUUGUGUUUUGUUGUGAUUGCUUAGAGCUGGGAACAAACUUGGUGAUUAUUGUUGUCGAAAUUUAUAUGUUUGUAAAUAAAGGCUUACAAUUAACUUAGCUUGCCUUCUACAAGUUUAUUGAAAAGGAGGCAUGGUUUUAGGAGCUCGUUUAGACAUUGCAAGGUGUGAAACAGUAAAUUAUAGAAUUUCGACCUAUUCUUACAUAUAAUUAGACUAAGUUUCUAUUGCAACUGCUUAUGGGUCUUUUAAAAAAUGAAAAUUCUAAUACUUAUAUGAAUAGAAAGUAGAGGUGUUCUAAUGACUUUGAAAAAUACCAGUUGGUUUCACAUGUCCAUAAUUAAUUCAAACAUAAUGAUAUGAUUAAGAAUACAUGAUAAUUCAUUAGAAACACCAAUUAUUUAAAUAGUUUGAUUAAUUUGACACUAAAAAUUAAGGAAACCCAUCUUUAAAGUGUAUUAUUGAAUUUCCUAAUUUACUGCCUAAAUAUAACUCUUAACAUGAUGUAUUGAUAGUUAAUUAUUGUUAAUAUUUAAUAUGUUUAUCUCUGAUAUUUAUUAUAAUUUGUAUAAUCACUAGGAGGGUCACCUAGAAUGUGAUAAAAUAAAAUAUUGAAAUAAUCUU
Molecule: messenger RNA, 2294 nt
Organism: Lottia gigantea (owl limpet)
Lineage: Eukaryota; Metazoa; Mollusca; Gastropoda; Lottiidae
Exons: 7
Coding region: 59-484 (141 amino acids)
Biological process (GO): vesicle-mediated transport; Golgi ribbon formation
Cellular component (GO): membrane
Source: RefSeq, a predicted model, not a curated record